This is a messenger RNA of Schistosoma spindalis, 663 nucleotides long. Lineage: Eukaryota; Metazoa; Platyhelminthes; Trematoda; Strigeidida; Schistosomatidae. The record is from the annotation of a GenBank genome assembly.
UUAGAGAACACAACAUCGAAAGAAUUUAUCUGAGGUAAGAGUUCUCAUUAAUUCAAGCUACUCGUUUCCUUUGUUUUUUUUUCAUUUAGCCAACAUUACCCAUAAUACCAAUGGUUCGAUCACAAUCAUGGGAUUUAAGUACACUUAUAUUUGAUACAUGUUUCUACACUAUUCUUACAAUUAUUAUAUUGGGAAAAGUUGUGAUUAUAUAUCGAAUAUUUUGUAAAUUUUGUAAGUAUCUAUUAAGAAGGUUGAUUUUAAUUGAUACAACCAGUUCAAUGGAACCGGAGGAUUGGAAUAAAAUACAUAUUCAUAAUUAUACGUCGAAUACAGUAGAAUAUAUUCAACAAUCACCUGAAUCAUAUAAGCUUUUCACUGAAGAUUAUAAAGAAUUAUUAAAGAUAUUAAAUUUUAUUGAUGAAUAUAGUCGUGACUAAGGAAUGUUAACAACAGACGAAGCAAUUUUUGGCAUAGAAACUUUAAAACAAAAUUGUUCCAUGAUUCUCUUCGUACAUUUUUCAAAGAAGUAUCCUCCAAGUUCUAAUGUUAACUACUUUAAAUCUUAAUUAUUAUUCUCAAUACUAGUCAUAAUUUUUAACUGAAAUUACUACUUAAUACCAUAAGAGAAGUUUUGUGUAUGUGUGUAUAUCUUUGAUGUUCAAA